AUGACGACGCCACAUCAUUACGACGCCAUCGUCAUCGGUUCCGGCCAGGGCGGCGGACCGCUGGCACAGGCCCUCGCCAAAGCCGGCCGGCGAACCGCUCUGAUAGAGGCCAAGCAUGUCGGAGGGACAUGUGUGAAUGAAGGGUGCACGCCGACCAAGACGAUGGUUGCCAGCGCCCGGGUCGCCCACCUGGCCUGCCGGGGGGAAAGCUAUGGUGUGCAGAUCAAGAAGAACAGCCUGGUGUUGAAGAUGGAGAAGGUGCGGCAGCGGAAGCGCAACAUUGUGGAGAGCUUCCGCACGGGAAGCGAAAAUCGAAUCCGCGCGACAGAAGGCCUGGAUUUGAUCAUGGGUACGGCGCGGUUCACGGGGCCCAAGGCCGUCGAGGUGGUGCUUACAUCGCCGAAGAAGGCGAAUAGCAGUGCCAGCGAUGCAGCGGAGACGACGACGGAGAACCAACAUCCCCAAGAAGACCAUGCCGCUUCCACCACCACGCUGGCGCUCACGGGCGACCAGAUCUUCAUCAACGCAGGCUGCUCGCCAGCAACGCUGCAGGCAAAGAAUGUCGAUGUCGUCAGGCGCAUCGGCCACGCCAACGUGCUCGACUCGACCAGCAUCAUGGAACUCGCCGAGGUGCCGCGCCACCUGGUCGUGCUCGGCGGCGGCGCUAUCGGCUGCGAAUUUGCCCAGAUGAUGCGCCGGUUUGGGGCCCGAGUCAGCCUGGUCCAGCGCGCCUCGCAACUGCUGCCCAAUGAAGACCCCGACGUCGCGGCGGAGAUGCUCAAGAUCUUGGUCGACGCUGGCAUUGACGUGUACUUGGGCGCCCAGACCCGCGAGCUCUCCACCAUCACGCUUGGCCAGAUCGUGGUACAGUUGGAGCUCGGCCAGAACGGUAAUCACGGAGGCGACAGGAACGAUGGCCAUGGCCAUGGCCAAACGGGCGGUGAUGGUAGCAGGGAUGACUUCAACGACAGAGCUGGAGGGAUCAAGACGCUGCUAGCUUCGCAUGUGUUGGUCGCGAUAGGUCGGAACCCCAAUACCGAACCGUUGAAUCUGCAGGCCGCCGGCGUCGAGGUCGACGCCCGAGGAUUCAUCAAGGUCGACGAGCACCUGCGCACCACGGCUGCAGACGUCUACGCCCUGGGAGACAUCAAAGGCGGACCGGCGCAGACGCAUGUGGCCUACGACGAUUACCGCGUGUUGAGGGACAAUUUGAUCCCAAUCCCCAUCCCCGGCACUCCUGCUGCGACUGCUGCUGCUGCUACCGGCGGUAAGCAAGCAUCCAUCGCCGACCGACUGAUCCCAUACACAAUCUUCACAGACCCGCAGCUGGGGCGGGUCGGACUGACGGAGAAGGCGGCUCGGGAGCAGGGCAGGCGGAUCAAGGUGGCCAAAAUGCCCAUGAAAUACGUGGCGCGGGCGCUCGAGAUGGACGAGACGCUGGGGUUCAUGAAGGCCGUGGUUGACACCGAGUCCAAGCAGAUCCUGGGGUUCGCGUGCCUGGGCAUCGAGGGCGGCGAGAUCAUGACCAUGGUCCAGCUCGCCAUGCUGGGCGGCUUGACUUACGACAAGCUGGAGAAUGCCAUGUUCGCACAUCCAUCAUUGUCGGAGAGCUUGAACAAUCUCUGGGGCUUCCUGGAGUGA
This is a messenger RNA of Capronia epimyces CBS 606.96, 1641 nucleotides long. RefSeq lists its product as uncharacterized. Gene Ontology annotation, molecular function: oxidoreductase activity; flavin adenine dinucleotide binding. Lineage: Eukaryota; Fungi; Ascomycota; Eurotiomycetes; Chaetothyriales; Herpotrichiellaceae. The coding region runs from base 1 to 1641 and encodes 546 amino acids. The record is from RefSeq and is a predicted model, not a curated record. The transcript has a single exon.